UGAAUCCACGUCUCCGGAGCGGCUGCUCCACUUCGCGCCGGGAGCUCGGGGGGUCUAAAAGAUGUCCCACUGAUCUCCUUUGCUUCUCGGGAUGCUGCAGCCUGUAAGCCUGCAAAGCCACCACGGCUACCAAGGUGCUUUGACAGGACCCCUCCCUUGCUGUGCCACUGUUCCUGGAGUGCGUGAGAGUGAGUGAGUGAAAGAGUACCUCAUAGCUUAUCGGAGACUACUUGGCAAGCUUGGGCAGACAUGGCGCUGUCUGUCAGGUAUCACAAUAGGAUCAGCCCCUGGUGAGACGCCACGGCCAUGAGUCUCCGAAACGUCAUUUGUGGGUUUGCUUACUUACUUUAGGCAUGGGAUUCCCACUCUCCAGUCAGACUCAUGAUCUUGUUCAAGACCAUCUCUACCGAAGUUCGCGGGAAAACUGACCUUUUUCCGGUUGCCAUCCACCAGCACCUCGAAUUCAAUAAGUGCCACCGUUCUAUUACGCCAGCUUCUCUUUCAUGCUUCGAAGUAAUCGGCCUCAGCACUAUUCACCUCAAUAUCUAACCACUAAACAUCAACAUCAUGACGAGACUCAGCGACGCGAUCAAGGAUGACCAUCGGAAGAUCGAGCAGGCAUAUCGAUAUAUCCUCACAUCAACCACUCUAGAAGACAAAGUCCGAUGGAGGAAUGAGCUCAGUCUCGAACUGGCAAGGCAUUGCAUCAGCGAGGAACAAGUCCUCCUUCCAAUCCUCACAGAUCGACUGGCCGAUGGCGAGUCUCGUAGCGCCAGGAAUCACACGGAUCGCGAAAGCUUGAAGGGAAAGAUUUGCCGCCUUCAAGCGAUUCCAGUCGACGAUGACAGCUUCGAAACCGAGUUAAAGGCUCUCUGGGUAGACCUGGCAGCCCACGUCCGCGAUACCGACAACCAGGACGUGGCCCGGCUGGAAGAGUGCCUCACCAUGACCGAGUCCGAGGAGCUAGCGAGGCAAUUUCGGCUCACAAUGUCCAUGGCUCCGACGCGGAGUAACCCCUCGCCUGAUCGCGGUCCGCCGUCUCAGCAGAUCACAGACUUCCUCGCCACCGAAACUGGGCCUUGAUUGCGCAUGGCCCGGUUUUGCGGGGUUGGUGAGGAGGGAAUUCUGGGGAAGUAUGGGUGAGACGCCUCAUGAUAUACGGCAUUAUGACGGAGCAAGACCCUAGUGGGCACAGUAGAUAUCAAUCAUUACGGGGUUCUUUCAGUAUGGUAGUUGCACUCAAGAUCACAGCCUGAAUUUUAAUAUUCUGAGUACAUCUCUCUUCUGACCUCGCAUGUAACGAAACACACGAUAAGCUUGGAACCGACCGACCCGGAGCCGAGCAACUCCGGGUGGGCCCGGUCGGUGUCAACCACGCCGAGUUUGCCCCGGUAUGUCUUUGUCACUUUCACGUCAUAAGACCACGACUUGCA
This is a messenger RNA of Colletotrichum scovillei, 1433 nucleotides long. RefSeq names its product HHE domain-containing protein. The coding region runs from base 568 to 1083 and encodes 171 amino acids. The transcript is spliced from 2 exons. The record is from RefSeq and is a predicted model, not a curated record. NCBI's taxonomy places the organism in Eukaryota, Fungi, Ascomycota, Sordariomycetes, Glomerellales, Glomerellaceae.